AUGAAUGAACAUAAUUCCAAUAUGGAUAAUGAGGACAAUGGUCAACAAAAUAAUAAUAAUAAUAAUAAUAAUAAUGAAAAUAAUAUGAAUAAUUCCAGCAAUGGAACAAAUCGCAGUGGAAAUGCAAAUAGCCAUGGGCGACUUGAAGUACGCUUUUUAGUGUGUAGUCGUGAUGCUGGAGCUAUUAUUGGUAAAAAAGGUUCUAAUAUUCAAACACUUCGUCAGAAACAUAAAGUUAUUAUUCAAGUACCCGAUUGUAAUGGCCCAGAACGUGUUCUAACAAUUCAAGGUGAUUAUGAUUCCUGUUUAGCAGCUAUUAUUGACAUCUUACCAACCAUGAGAGAUAACCAACGUGUACAAAAUGAUCAAAGUGAAAUACGUUUACUCACACAUCAAAGUCAAGCCGGUGCAGUUAUUGGUAAAGGCGGUGAACGUGUUCGUGAACUUCGAUCAAAAUAUAAUGUUGGAAUGAAAGUUUUUGUUCAAUGUUUACCAUUUUCAACUGAACGUGUUGUUGCAUUACGCGGUCGUGCCGAUGAUAUUGAACGUUGCUUACGUGAAGUUUUUAGUAUUCUAGAACAAACACCACCACGUGGACAAACGUGUUUCUAUGAUCCAUUCAAUUUCGAUGAGAAUCUUUCAUCUGAAUAUGGUGGCUUUUCGGAAGCUCAACAUGGUAUGAUGAUGAAUCAGCCAGGCGGCAAUGGUCUACCUCCACUACAACAACAACAACAACAACCCCUACCGCCGCCAACUGGAUAUCGUGGUCCACGUGAUCAAGGUGGUUUUCAAGGUCCACCAUCUUUUAAUCAUCAUAAUAAUAAUAAUAAUUAUCCUAAUGGUCCCAAUAAUAAUUAUAAUCAAGGGCCACCUCCGCCACAAAUCCCUCGUCCAUUAAUAACUGGAGAUGAUUCAAAUUAUAAUUUACCUCAAACACAAACAAAUCAAGUUACUAUUCCAAAUCAUUUAGCCAGUUGUAUUAUAGGACAUCGUGGUACGAAAAUAGCUCAAAUACGUCAAACGUCAGGAGCUAUGAUACGUAUUGAUGAUCCAGCACCAGGUUCGAACGAUCGAGUUAUUACAAUACAAGGUACAGCGACUCAAAUCAGUCAAGCCCAAUAUUAUCUUCAAAUGGCUGUUAAAGAGUCAGGACUAUGGAAUGGAAAUUAA
Messenger RNA from Rotaria socialis, 1170 nucleotides. The record is from the annotation of a GenBank genome assembly. NCBI's taxonomy places the organism in Eukaryota, Metazoa, Rotifera, Eurotatoria, Philodinida, Philodinidae.